Messenger RNA from Sebastes umbrosus (honeycomb rockfish), 2981 nucleotides. It is a transcript of the gene tspan17, whose product is annotated as tetraspanin 17. NCBI's taxonomy places the organism in Eukaryota, Metazoa, Chordata, Actinopteri, Perciformes, Sebastidae. The transcript has 8 exons. Gene Ontology annotation, biological process: protein localization to plasma membrane; regulation of vascular endothelial growth factor signaling pathway; protein maturation. Gene Ontology annotation, cellular component: membrane. The record is from RefSeq and is a predicted model, not a curated record. Bases 578 to 1390 code for a protein of 270 amino acids.
GGAAAGCCUCCACUGAGACACUAGAGGCCGCUCUUGAGGUGAGAAGAGGCUGCAGCCAGCAGCAGAGCCAGAGCAGCUCAGUGGCUUCCUCGUUUGACAGCAGGGCUUGUUCUUGCUUUACAGCUCCAAAACAACAAGGAUGAAGAUUUGAAGGGACGAUGCGGCACCUAGAGAUAACCGAGGAGAGGUUUAGUUAGCUGAAAGCCCGUCAGAUUCACCUCUAUCUCCCGGUCUGUGUGUGUGAGCUGCUAAACCAACACCAGGCAACUCGAGUACAUCGACUAAACUGCAGAUGAAUGUCUUCAGUGCAUUUGUUGUUGUUAGCUGCUAAUGCUAACCACAGAAGAAGUUGCGAGCUAGCUAGCUGGCCUAGCUAAGCUACUGGUUAAAGAAGCGAGGAGGAGAAGAUAACAUAUGUUUGAUUGACUUAAACUGGGCUCUGUGUAGCUGAUGGAGCCAGCUAACAUUAGCUUCAGUAGUCAAACAACUGCAGCUUUGGUUAAGCUUGUAAAGUAGUAACUAGUAGUUACCAGAGGUUAGUUAGCUUAGCCAGUUAGCCACCACUACUGCUGGAAGAAUGAGUAGGAAACAGCAUCACUAUAAAGGAGCAGAGGUCAGCUGCUGCGUCAAAUACUUCUUAUUUGGAUUCAACAUUUUAUUCUGGUUACUAGGAGCCGCAUUCUUGGGCAUAGGCCUGUGGGCAUGGGCGGAGAAGGGCGUGCUGGCCAAUCUGUCAUCCAUCACAGACCUAGGGGGCUUCGACCCCGUGUGGCUCUUCAUCGUCGUAGGAGGGGUCAUGUUCAUCCUGGGCUUCGCUGGCUGUAUCGGAGCGCUCAGAGAGAACACUACCCUGCUUAAAUUUUUUUCUGUGUUCCUGGGUUUGAUCUUCUUCCUGGAGCUGACUGCGGGGAUCCUUGCCUUCGUCUUUAAAGACUGGAUCAAAGACCAGCUCAACUUUUUCAUCAACAAUAAUGUCAAGGCCUACCGCGAUGACAUCGACUUGCAGAAUCUCAUUGACUUUGCCCAGGAAUAUUGGUCAUGCUGUGGAGCCCACGGGGCAGACGACUGGAACCUGAACAUCUACUUCAACUGCACUGACAUGAACCCCAGUAGGGAGCGCUGUGGAGUCCCCUUCUCCUGCUGUGUCAAAGACCCUGCAGAGGAUGUCAUCAACACGCAGUGUGGUUAUGAUGUUCGGCUUCAAGGGGACCUGGACCGUCAGAAAUAUAUCUACACCAAGGGCUGCGUGGUUCAGUUUGAGAAGUGGCUUCAGGACAACCUGAUUAUUGUAGCUGGAAUCUUUGUUGGUAUUGCACUUUUACAGAUUUUUGGUAUCUGCCUUGCUCAAAACCUGGUGAGUGACGUCAAAGCAGUCAAAGCCAACUGGUGACAGGAGAGGUGAAGCGAGGGAGCCCCACCCCGUCGGCCCAGCCAGGUCAACACAGCACACUAAAGAGUCCCGUCCAGCUGAGGACGGAGAGCCGAGAACCUUCAACUCUGUCUACUCUCUUCCGUUGAGCUAAGCAGCAGCACAUACGCACUCUCACACUUGUAUACGUGCAGACACAAAGAGUUUACUGCCCUGUUUAUCAGUGACACUUGAAUGGGGAGAAUGAAUAUCCCACACAAACCAAACAGUCAACUCCAUGUUUACCACUCAGCUGGGAUUUUAACCCAAAUAUACAGAGGACAGUCCUGCCUACUUUAGAGUUAGAUAAUUUUUUUCAGUUUCCUCUUAAUUUGUUUUUUGGACAAGUGUAUUUAUCGGGCGCAGUUGCACAAGGACUCCUGUCAACUGGGAGAUUGGAAGCCAUGGAUGAAACAAAAAAAAAACAAAGGAAAAGGGACAAUAAGUCUCCUUUUUUUUUAGGGCAAGCAUUACAUUGUCCUCUGUCCACUCUGCAAGGGGUUGAACAUCUCCUCCUACAAACAGCCUGUUUUUAACGUCCUCGUCCCCACUUCCUGCUGUAGGGAAUCGUGGGUGGCUGGAUGGUCGGCCAACAAACACAUGGAAUCCUCUGCGCAUCAUUUUUUUUUCUCCAUUGUGACCUUUUAUGACCACUGAAAAGACUCUGAACACUGGUUGGUCAAGUCUGCAACUUCAAAUAAUUUCAAGAGAUUUUAAUUCUAUCUCAAAAUGUAUAAAAGAAAAAAAAAAGUGCCAUUAAUUUCCAGUGAUAUUUUCUGUCUCCUUCUUGUUCCUUACAUGGAAUUUCUGCACCCCGCCCCACAAUACCUCAGGGCCUGGCCGAAAAUACAUGCUUUUCUGCCACCAGUUAAAAGCAUAUCUAUUUUUUUCCAUCCAUGUCUGUUGAAUUUAGAUAAACUAACUUGAUGCAGAAAACACUGACAGUUCCUCGAAAGUCACCCUGUUUGCCCUGCAGUGAUUGUAUUAUCUGUUGAUUUACUGAAGGAUGUUCUAUUGUAUUACAUGGAACGGCCUGGUGUGGUUAGGAUCGUAGGGCUAUGCUAUACAGGGAAAAGGGUUUAAUGAUAGUUGAGAUUGUUGUUUAUCUCUGAGCAUCCCUCAGGCACAUGGGAUUGCUGGUUUGGGGCCUUUUUUUACUUGACUUAUGUUACCACAUUUGUCUUAUAUUGUUGUCCUCUGCAUAUUGAAAUAAGAAUAUUUGUGUGUUUUAAAGAUGUCCUUUAUUCAUCCUUUUUAUUUCCUAUCCUUUCAUAGACACAGAUUUUUUUUAUUCUGGGUUCAUUGUUUGACUUCAGCAGGCACCUGUUUUACCUCUGCGAAAUAGCUUCUUACUGUUGAUGUUGUUAGCAGUACUAAUGGAGACCAAAUGAUAUCAGCUGGCCACAAGCUAACUGCCAAGGUUUUUGUCUGGCUUACAAUUGUGAUUUUAUUAGGAAUGCCAAGGAUAACAAAUAGCAUUUCUAGAUAGCCAAAAUGUGAAUUUAUUGUCCCUUUUAUGUGGGAAGUGCCAGUUGGAAUGAGAAGUCAAACUACAAUUAAAAAUGUUACAGUA